Messenger RNA from Zophobas morio, 1403 nucleotides. RefSeq names its product sodium/bile acid cotransporter 7-B-like. The coding region runs from base 1 to 1020 and encodes 339 amino acids. The transcript is spliced from 5 exons. Lineage: Eukaryota; Metazoa; Arthropoda; Insecta; Coleoptera; Tenebrionidae. The record is from RefSeq and is a predicted model, not a curated record. Gene Ontology annotation, cellular component: plasma membrane.
AUGAAGCGCCGCAUCACCAUCAAAGAGUUUCUCCACAAACAAGUACUACUAGUGGGCAUUUUAGCGUGCAUUUUUGCGGCGGCGGUUCACCCGGAAUUCGGCUCUCGACAAGGGCCCCUUUACACCGAAUACUCCGUCAAAUACGGCGCCGUUUCCCUCAUUUUCUUCAUCAGCGGUCUUUCCCUGAAAACCGAGCUCAUUGAACACACAUUCCACCACUACAAGUUGCAUUUAUUUAUUCAGUCUUUCACGUUCAUUUUGAUACCGACUUUCUCGCAUUUGUUUGUUAGGUUUUUACACUUUUUUGGAAUAAACUCGUGGGUUUUGAAAGGUUUGGUAACCGUAGCAUGUAUGCCACCUCCAGUCUCGAGCGCUGUCAUCCUUACACGAUCGGCGAAUGGGAAUGAAACGGCUGCGAUAUUCAACUCGGUGCUUGGUAGCUUCUUGGGGAUAAUAAUAACUCCGUUGUUGCUGUUCUUGGGGUUAGGGUAUACAACGUUGAUUCCGUUAUUUGGGACAAUCAUCCAACUUAUAACAACUGUACUCAUACCGUUGACUCUGGGGCAAGUGCUACGGAAAAUCACAGGUCUCAAGAGGCUCCACCCGGCGCUAAAUACAUUAAGCCAAUGCGCCCUCUUAUUUGUACUUUACACCACGUUUUGUGACACUUUUAAGACACCUGAACCACAUAUCGAAGCCCUUGAUGUUCUAGCAGCAGUAUUUUCAGUAGUUUUAAUGCAAAUGAUUCUAAUGGGGCUGAGUUACUCCCUUGCACAAUAUUACAACAGCGAUUUCUCCUCUCAGGACAUUAUAGCUAUCAUGUUUUGUUCGACUCAUAAAUCAUUGACACUAGGCAUUCCUAUUUUGCGAAUUAUGUUCCAUGGGUAUGCCCAUUUAAGCCAGGUUAGUUUACCAUUGCUGGUGUACCAUCCCACGCAGAUUAUUCUGGGAGGGAUGAUGGUGUCACAGUUGAAGGAUUGGGUGCACUUGGACCGAUCAGGGAAUAGACCUCCAGUUUAACAUAACCCAAUUUUUUGACAAAGCACAACACUAAUUUGCCGGUUUUAUGUUUUCUGUGAUAUGAAACUGAGAUUUUAAGUAAUUUUAUUGUUUUUGGAAGUUUGAAAGUGGAAUUUGGGUGAUUUUUGAAAUGGCAGUUGUGACAGACAUGGCUGCCCAUACCAACCUAAAUCUGGUGAACGCGAAAUUACACUAUACACAACUUGAGUUACAACAAUUUAACAAAAAUAAAUUGUUUGAAAGUCUAAAGUGUGUGUAGGAUAGAAGUGGUGUGAAUUGCGGUGUUGUUGGAUCAUUCAAACAUGAAUAGACUUUAUUGCUUCAUAUUGUUAAAGACGCAUAAAAACACUACUCAAAUAAAUAACUAGAUAUUUAUUUUACAA